Messenger RNA from Rattus norvegicus (Norway rat), 10177 nucleotides. The record is from RefSeq and is a predicted model, not a curated record. Lineage: Eukaryota; Metazoa; Chordata; Mammalia; Rodentia; Muridae.
UGUUGGAUAUUUCCUGUUUACAUUUCGAAUGUUAUUCCCUUUUCCAGGUUUCCAGUCCACAAGCCCCUUAACCCUUCCCCCUACCCUUCUAUAAGGGAGUUCACCUCUCACUCACAGCCUCCCUACACCUCCCCACAUUCUCCUACACUGGGGGUACAACAUUGUCCGAAAAAAAAUUGUUUCUCAUUCCAUUGUUUCUCAACAAGACCAUCCUUUGCCACAUGCAGUUGGAACCAUGGGUCAGGCCAUGUAUAGUCUUGCUGUUGGAAAUUUCGUCUCUGGAAGCUCUGUUUGGUUGAGAUUGUUAUUAUUAACUUCAGUUCUUUCAAUCCUUUCCCUAAUUCCUCCAACUGGGGUCUGAUUUGGUUCAGUGGUUUGCUGUUGCCAUUUGCCUCUGUAUUUGACAUAUUCUGGCUGUGUCACUCAGGAGAGAUAAAUAUCCAGUUAUCGUCAGCCUGCACUUCUUAGCUUCAUACAUCUUAUCUAGUUUUGGUGACUGUAUAUGUAUGGGCUACAUGUGAGCCAGGCUCUGAACGGCAGGUCCUUCAAUCUCAGUUCUAAACUUUGCCUCCUUAUCCCCUCCCAUGGGUAUUUUGUUUCCCCUUUUAAAGAAGGAGUGAAGCAUCUGCAUUUUAAUCAUCCUUCUUGAGUUUCAUGUGGUCUGUGUAUUGCACGAUGGGUAAUUCAAGCUUUUUGGAUAAUAUCUACUUACCAAUGAAUGCAUACCAAGUAUGUUUUUCUUUGAUAGAAUAACCUCAUGUAGGAUGAUAUUUUCUAGUUUAUUCUAUUUGCCUAUAAAUUUCAUGAAGUCAUUGUUUUGAUAGCUGAGUAAUAUUCUACUGUGUAGAUGUACCACAUUUUCUGUAUCCAUUCCUUUCUUGAAGGGCAUCUGGGUUCUUUCCAGCUUCUGACUAUUUUAAAUAAGGCUGCUAUGAACAUAUUCGACUAUAUUGCACUGUUGUAUGUUGGAACAUCUUUUGGUUAUAUGGCCAAGAGACGUAUUACUGGGUACUCAGGUAAUGGAAUGUCCAUUUUUCUGAGGAAACUUCAGAUGAUUUUCAAAAGGGUUGUACCAGUCUGUAAUCCCACCAACAAUGGAGGAGUGUUCCUCUUUCUCCACAUCCUUGCCAGCAUCUGCUGUCACCUCAGAUUUAUAUCUUACCCAUUCUGACUGCUGUGAGGUGGAAUCUCAGAUUUGUUUUGAUUGAAUUUCCCUGAUGACUAAGAAUGUUGAAAAUUUAUUUAGGUGUUUUUUGACCAGUUGAAAACCUUCAGCUGAGAAUGUCUUGUAACUCACUCUACCCCAUUUUUAAUAGGGUAUUUUUGCUUUCUAGAGUCUAACUUCUUAAGUUCUUUGUAUAUUUUGGAUAUUAUCCACUGUCAGAUAUAGGAUUGGCAAAAAUCUUUUCCAAUCCGUUGGUUGCAGUUUUAUCCUAAUGACAGUGUCUUUUGCCUUACAGAAGCUUUGCUGUUUUAUGAUCUCCUAUUUGUCAAUUCUUGAUAUUAAAGCAUAAGUCACUAGUGUUUUACUCAGGAAAUGUUCUCCAAUGCCCAUGUGUCCAAGAUUCUUCCCCACCUUUUCUUCCAUUAGUUUGAGUGUAUCUGGUUUUAUGUGUAAGUCCUUGAUUAACUUGUACUUAAGCUUUGUACUUGGUCAUAAAAUUGGGAUUAUUUUCAUUCUUCUACAUGCUGACUUCCAGUUGAACCAGCACUAUUUCUGGAAAAUGCUAUGUUUCUUCAUUUGGAUGGUUUUAUCUCCUUUGCCAAAUAUCAAACGAUAGGGUGUGUGGGUUCAUUACUUGGUCUUCAAUUCUAUUCCACUGGUCUAUCCAUCUGUCUCUUUACCAAUACCAUGCAGUUUUUUUUUUAUCACUAUUGCUCUGUAAUACUGCUUGAGUUCAGGGGUGAUGAUUCCCCCAGAAGUUCUUUUUUUGUUGAGGAUAGUUUUAGCUACAUGGCUUUUUUCUUAUUCGGAAUGAAUUUGCAAAUUUCUCUUUCUAGCUUUAUUAAAGAAGUGAGUAGGAAUUUUGAUGGAGAUUACAUUGAAUCUGUACAUUGCUUUUGGCAAAAUAGUCAUCUUUACUAAAUUAAUCCUGUCAAUACAUGAGCAAGGAAUCUCUUUCUAUGUUCUGAGAUCUUCCUCAAUUCCUUCCUUCAGAUACUUGAACUUAUUGUCAUAGAGAUCAUUCAUUUGCUUGUUUCAACUAACACCAAGUUAUUUUAUAUUAUUUGGGACUAUUGUGGAGUGUGUGAUUUCAUUAUUUUUCUCAGCGUGUUUAUCCAUUGAGGAGUGGAAGGAUACUGGUAUGUUUGAGGUAAUUUUAUACCCUGACACUUUACUGUAGUUAUUUAUCAGGUUGAGAAAUUCUCUGGUGGAACUUUUGGGGUCACUUAAGUAUAUACAAUCAUAUCAUCUGCAAAUAGUGAUAUUUUGAUAUCUUCUCUUCCAAUUUGUAUCUGGUUGAACCCCUUAUGCUGUCUGAUUUCUCUGACUAUGGCAUGGAGUCUUGUUUAGAAUGAGUAGGGGAGAGUUGGGCAGCCUUGUCUAGUUCCUGGUUUUAGUGUGAAUGCUUCAAAUUUCUUUCCAUUUAGUUUGAUGUUAGCAACAGGUAUGCUGUAUAUUUCUUACACUAUGUAUUUUUUUUUUUUUUUGGUUCUUUUUUUCAGAGCUGGGGAAAGAACCCCGGGCCUUGCACUUCCUAGGUAAGCGCUCUACCACUGAGCUAAAUCCCCAGCCCCACACUAUGUUUUGAUAUGAGCCUUCAUUUCUUGAUUUUUCCAGGAUUUUUAUCCACAAGGAUUGUUGAAUUUUGUCAAAUGCUUUCACACCAUCUAAUGAAAUGUUCAUGUGCUCUUUAAUUUUGAGUUUGUUUACAUGAUGGAUUACAUUCAUGGAUUUUACUAUAUUAAACCAUGCUUCCAUCCCUGGGUUCAAGUCUACUUGAUCAUGAUGGAUGAUUUUUUUGAUGUGUUCUUAGAUUCGGUUUGCAAGAAUGUUAUACGUAUUUUUCAUCAAUAUUCAUAAGGGAUAUUGGUCUGAAGUUCUCUUUCUGUGCUGAGUCUUUGUGUGGGUUAAGUAUAAGAGUAAUUGUGGAUUCAUGUAAGGAAUGUGGUAGUUCUCUGUCUGUUUCAAUUUUGUGGAAGAGUUUGGAUAAUAUUUGUAUGAGGUCUUCUAAGAAGGUCUGAUAAAAUUCUGCACUGAACCAUCUCUACUUGGGCUCUGUUUGGUUGGGAGACUUUCAAUAUCUGCUUCUAUUUCUUUAGGAGUUAUGGGGUUCUUUAGAUAGUUUAUUUGUUCCUGUUUUAACUUUGCUACCUGGUAUCUGUCUUCGAAAUUGUCCAUUCCUCCAGAUUUUGUAGUUUUGUUGAAUAUAGGCUUUUAUAGUAGAAUCUGAUGUUUUUUUGUUUGUUUUUUUUUUUUUUUUACUUUCUUCAGAUUCCCUUGUUAUGUCUCCCUUUUCUUUUCUGAUUUUGUGAAUUUCGAUACAGUCUAUUUUACCUCUGGUUGGUUUAGCUAAGGGUUUAUCUAUCUUAUUGUUUUUGUCAAAGAAACAGCUCCUGGUUUUGUUGAUUCUUUGUAUGGUCCUUUUCAUUUCUGCUUCAUUGAUUUCAUCUCUGAGUUUUAUUUCCUGCUUUCUACCCCCCUUGGGUUUAUUUAGUUCUUUUUGUUCUAGAGCUUUUACAUGUGCUAUCAAGCUCCUGAUAUAUGCUCUUUCCUGUUUCUUUUCGCAAGAACUCAGAUCUAUAAGUUUUUAUUUUUAGCUCUGCUUUCAUUGUGUCACAUAUGUUUGGGAAUGUUGUGUCUUCAUUUUCAUUAAGUUCUAAGAAGUCUUUAAUUUCUAUCCUUAUUUCUUCCUUGACCAGUUUGUCAUGGAGUAAAGCAUUUUUCAACUUCCAUGUAUACGUGAGCAUUCUGACAUUAUUGUUAUUGUUGAAGAAAAGUCUUAGUGUGUGGUGAUCUUAUAGAAUGCAUGGGAUUAUUUCUAUCUUCCUGUAUCAGUUGAGGUCUGCUGAGGGACCGAUUGUGUGGUCAAUUUUGAAGAAGGUUCCCUGACGUUAUGAGAAGAAUGUAUAUCCUUAUAUUUUAGGAUGGAAUGUUCUAUAAUUAUCUGUUAAAUCCAUUUGGUUCAUAACUUCUAUUAUGUUCUCUACAUCUCUGUUUAAUUUCUGUUUCCAAGAUCUCUCCAGUGAUGAGGAUGGGGUGUUGAAAUAUCCUACUAUUAUCAUGUCAGGUGCAAUGUGUGCUUUUAGCUUUAGUAAGUUUUCUUUUAUGAAACCUCAGGAUUUCUCGUGAGUCAUUUUUAUUGCACAAAUCCAAAUGUAAAUACAACAUUCUAGUUCUUGAGUUAAUAUUCUGGAAAUUUACCUGGGAGAUGAAAGGCCUCACUCUCUAACUAGAGAGCUAACUAUACAAAUACAGAAAUUACUAAUGAAAAGUAAGUUGCUUUAAAAAUAUUUCAUAUUAAAAAUAUAGUCAUUCUCUGUGUUCGCUGUGGGAAGGCUGUUUAUUUGUUUUUGUUUUUUGUUUCUUUUAUUUUAAUAUGGACAAAUAUUUACACUACAUUAAAAUAAGUGUGAAAUGCAUAACAAUAGAAUCCUAUGCAUUCCAGCAUUUUUUUUUCUACAAGAACAGAGUCCACUGAAUGGUCAAGUAUGUUCAACAGCACUCUCGCUUCAUAACUGUCAGAGCUUUAAGUCUACCCUAUGUUCUCUACACUUAGAUUUUUAUAACUUUUGUAUGAAUGGGUCAGAUCAAUCUAAUAGAUCUAAUAAAGUAUUAUACCUGACUAUGUCCCCUGCCCCCACAAGAAAAUCGUGUAUUGUUUUUCUUUUUUUGUUGUUUUUGUUGUUUUUGUUGUUUUGGAGAGCUGUGUUUUUUCAUUAACCCAAAUAGAAAAUUAAUCUAGUGAUCAAUUAUUGAACAGAAACGAAAAUUAUGUAUUGUGGUGAGAAAUUCCCCAAAAUAGCGUGUACCCAAAUGUAAAUCUAAAAUGUUUGUGGCUAGACAUGCACACAAGCUAAUGACCCAUGUAGCUGACAAGCAUUCCACACCUGAUCAACUUAAGUGAUUUGGGAAAUUAACUUAUUCAUACAGAAGUAAACUCAUGGGGAAUGCUUUUUUUCUUAGCCGUGUUUAUAAGUGAUCAAAUGGUGAAGCAGGAUGUAAACAAAUACUGUUAUCCUUCAUUGUUGCUUAUGCUAACAUUUUAAUUCAUGUACAACCUCUACGUGCUUUUUUCUAUUGUGUUUUCUGUGUCUCUGUCUCUGCAUGAAUAUAUAGGCAUACAAGUGUGUGUGUGAGUGUGUGUAUGUGUGUGUGUGUGUGUGUCUUAUAUGGUAUUUAUAAACAUAGAUAACAUGUUUAUUUAUCUAAAAUUUGGAAAUACUGAAGAUCACAUUUGAUUUGUGGAUUAACCAUGUGCUGAUCUACUCACAUACCUCUGACAUUUCAUUAUAUCAAGUGAAUAGAGAGAGAACCUAAGAGGCUGGUGAUAUCUCCUACUCUACACUUGUCAGGAAAAAGUGGUAUAUUUUUUGUCAAGAAAACCCAAACAUCAGCAAAGACAUAUACACUCCACAAAACAGGAAAGGACAUCUCAUUUGAAGGGAAAAGUUAUCAGAGUGUGAGAAAAAUGAGUUUGCCACAUUCCAAUAUUUGAGGGACAUGAGACUGAACUUCAGAAGAUAUAAUGGGAAGGGACAGGCAGAAUCCCCAAGGAACCAAAGUACGCUUAGCACUGGAGUUCCUCAUUACAUGAGUGCUCAGAUAUUGGUAAGGAUGGUAAACAUAAUGAUAAGAACUUUGCAGUCCAUACUCAGUCUCAAUAUAAGGCAACAAUGUGAACAAGAUGAAAAGUAGUCACCACCACAGUGCUAACAGCUACUUUAGCAGUGACAUUGUGAGAAACAGAGUGUAACUAUAGAGAGAAGAAAAGGUAGAUAUUUGAAAACAGACUAGGCUCUGCUGGAAAUGAACAAUUUUCCAUGAAAGUAACCAAGCAAUCACACCACAGGUGCCAUAUGCAAAAAUGAGCAAAGAGGGAUAAACUGUAUAAAUACUAUGUGUACAGAAAUACAGGUAGUUUGUUCGAAUUCUAUGAUGUUGAGAUUAAAGAAUAGGAAGGAAUUUCUAUCAAGUCAGGCACCAUAUCCUGUUCUUAGAAUACUCACAUUCAAGAGACUGAGACAGAGAAAUUAGGAAUUUCAGGUUAUCCCGGACUACAUAUCAAGACAAUACAUCUUUUAUUCUUUUUUUUCUUUAUUUAAAUCAAAAGUCUGGUUGAUAGAAUAUCACGAAAAAUAUUAAGAAAAUAGAAAUUUAACGCCUAUGCAGUGAUACUCCUGCUAAAAAACAUGUUCUAUAAAGAGACGUUAAUUAGUAAGUUACAAAUACCAUCUGUCAUAUUGAAGGUUGUGGCACGAAGGGGUAUGGUGUUGUUUGGUUGAUCAUUCUUCACUUCCAUGUCUCACUUUACACAUCUUAAAAAGCUUCUCUGAUGACCUCCUUACUGUGUAGAUAUCAAUAUGUGCCUUGCCUUUAAUUCUAUGUAUUAAAACCAGUUAUCAUUUAUUUAUCAAAUGAUUAUUUGAUUUUGCAUUAUCUUCAAAAAUAAUGGGUCUUGAGGAAUUUAUACCUUUAUUGUGUGGGUUUGAAUAUUCAUAAUAGCAAUCAGAGAAUAAUCAGGGCCCAACACACACACAUGGUGGUUGGAGAGACUAUACCUGUGGCAAUACGAAAGCAUAGAAAUAAGUAGGUUGAUCUAUUUUUCUGCAUAACAUUUAUAACUAGUUACUGAUUAGAAUGGGGAAAAAGUUGAGAUACAGUCAAGGUUUUCUUUUCCUUAAUUUCAAUGAUUGCUUAUAGAGCAUGUGAAACUGAACUCACCCAUGGGAAAAUUUCUGCCUGAACAGCAUUAGUGCAAAGACUACAAGUUUGCACCAGCUUUGUAAAUAUUUGGACACUUGACUCAAUGCUUAACACACUUUGGAAAAUCUCCUGGUGUUAAGAGAGAAAGUAUUAGAUAUGAAAAUCUGUGAGAAUAAAUCACUUCUAAGCUUUGAUUUUUGUGACUACAGAGAAAGACUUUGACUCUGAUGUAACUGAGUGUCUAAAAGUAUUAAAAAAUCAAUAUCUCUUAUCUGCAAGAAUCCUUCUAAUGGCUUAAUGCUCUGUCUUCCAGGAGAUGAGUGUUAAUUGUGUCAAUUGCUCUUUGUGGCAGGAAAAGGACUUGUCUGUCAAAUGCUUUUCAAUCGCCAAGAAGUUUGAGGUACCUGGAGAAUGCUUCCUCCUGUCAACCCUCAUCCUGCUCUCAUUGCCUUUGUUAUCUGCACUAGUCCAUCUCUACACACCCCCAUGUACAUUUUUCUGAUGAACUUAUGUAUCCUGAAAAUUGGUUACACUAGUUCUGUCAUACCCAAUAUAUGGAGAGCCUUGAAAGUGAGAUCUGAGGAAUCUCUCAGGAGGGAUGUGCCACACAGACGUUUUUCUUCACACUUUUUGUAUAAUUGAGUGCUGCCUAUUGCCAGCCAUGGCCUUUGUCCACUGUAUGGCCCUGCUUCAUUCUGAAGCCCAAAUGAGUAGUGAGGUAUGUUCCCACAAGGCAAUUGUUUCAUGGGGAAUAGGUUGCCUUGUAGGGUUGGGAAAAAACUACUUGAGAUCCAAAUCUAACCACCCACAGGGAGUUGAAAAAUUAUUGGUCAUCUUCCAUACCACAGUGAUAUCCAUGCUGAACCCAUCAUCUUUGCUUAAAGUACGAAGAAGUCAAGACAGGACUGAAAAGAACUCUGGGUCUGAAGAAGGUUCUGAUAAUAAAUAGAUGACAGAUAUCCUCCUAAUGCUUAACUGCGAUAAGCGAAGCAAGAAACACUUUGUGGUAUCUGUGUCAAGUACAUAUAAUCUCAACCUAAAAGAGGAAAACUACUGGGCAAAUCCAAAUUCAGAGACAUUCUUGGAAGUUGUACAUAUGCUUGUUCACAUGUGCAACACAUGCAUGCCUACUGUCCAGGAGGUUGAAGAAGGUGUGAGGUUCCGUGAUGCUGAAAUUACAGCCACUUGUGAGCUGUCAACGGGUUCUCUGGAAGAACAGAACCAGAAUUUUGCCACAGAUAUACAUACGGAGUGCGAGCCACUGUUCAGUGCAUUCCUGCUUGGCUUUAUUUCAUUCAGUGCCUGUGCUGGUACUGUGACACAAGAAGAGCCUUUUCUCAUCCAGUACAUGCUGCCUGGCACAUACUCUACGACUUUCUUCAUCGUGACAUUUCCAGCCCUUUACAGCACCCACAAAGAACAAAGUCACUCUGACACCAUGGUGUUCUUUUACCUGUGGUCAUCCUUUGCAUCAUCAGCUCCUGCUAUAUCCUCAUCUGGGAUCUCAAGAUGGACUGGGGUUUCUUUGAUAAGAAUGCAGGAGAUAACAAUUUCCUCUGUCAAGAAAUUUUAUACCCCCAAAAAGCAUGUGUGGAACAUUUACACUUAUCUUAGAUAUAUCUUUAGAUAGGUCAUACAGCAGUACUGACACAGGUCUAGUUAACUAAUAUGAUUACAAAACAAUUAUCCCAGAUACCAAUAUAGUCCACAAAACACCGUAUCUGUUUUUUUUUUUGUGUAGUAGAGCCAGUGGGACAUUUGUUAGAAUUGAGUGCCAACCCAAUCAAAGUGGGAGAAAAAAUAUAUAUGUCAUAUAUUGUAUAUAAUAUAUUUUAUAUUAUAUUAUAUUAUUUAUGAUUUUACUGGCAUAUUAGAGUUACAGGGCUAAGAAAUGCUGAAUUUUAAAUUAAAAGAACAAGAAUCCUUACACAGAUGAUUUAGUAAAGGUAAAUGUGAUUAGAUAUUGAAAACAUUGAGCCAUGAACUGGGAAUCUAGCUGUCCUUAUCCAAUCGCAGCUGUACACCAACUAGGCCAUUCAGACAGCGAAGUCUGCAGAAGAUUAUCAAAGUAAGAGUGUUAGACUUCAUUAAUUCUUGAUAAUUUUAUUGGCCUAAUGUUCUGCUGUGGAUAGCAUAGAGAUUGAGUUAACAAUUUUUAAGGAUUUAUAUAUUAUUUCAUGCAUAUGACUACCCUGUAGCUGUCUUCAGACACACCAGAAGAGGGCAUCAGAUUCCAUAACAGAUGGUUGUGAGCCACCAUGUGGUUGCUGGGAUUUGAUCUCAGGACAUCUUGAGAGUGUUUUUAACUGCUGAACCAUCUUUCUAAGCCUGAGUUAAUGUAUUGACCUAUAUCAAAAUGUCACCAUUAUGUCAAAUUUGUGUUUUGAAAAGAAUGUGAUUGUGGGGUCCUGGGCAGAGAAAGUUGCCUGUGAAGACUGGAGCAGCAUACGUAAGCAAAUGCUGUGUGUAUCAGGGCCACGGGUGAGCCCUUGCAGGGAAGCAGUCAUCCUCACAUGAGAAUUUAGGAAACAUCACUGAGCAUUGAACAUACUUUUUUAUAAUUCUCAACUAAAGGGAAACAAGGGGCAGGGCCAGGUGUCAGCAUGCAGGCACAAGCAGGCACAGGAUGCAGAUUUCAGUCCCUAGUACCGUUUUAAAGAAAGAAAGAAAGCAGGGACAGGUAAAGCUGCUUCAUUAUCACCACACAUGGGAUUUUUAUGACUGUUGUUGUGUUGAGUAAACACUUGGACACAUUUGUUUCCUGUGCUCACUGUGUAAGUUCAGUGGCUCUGUAUCAAUGCUAGUUUGUUUCCUGUCAUACACUUCUCAUUUGUAGAAUUCCAUACAGUGAUAUUGGCAAAUAGAUUCUUUCAGUCAGUUUCUUUAUUAUUAUAUAUUUUGUUUUUUUUUUCUUUUUUCUUAUUUUUUGGAGCUGAGGACUGAACCCAGGGACUUUCACUUGGUAGGCAAGCACUCUACCGCAUACCUAAAUCCCCAAACCCUUAUUAUUUUAUAUUUUAAUGCUCUAGAAAAUAAAGUUAUACUUUCUUGAAAUAUAAUCGUAAAUUUAUAAGAAAAAAGUGAAGAAGCCAUUGUGCAGUCCAGUUUACCUUCAUUCUGAAAUCCUGUUACAGUGUCAUACAAAUUCUGCCUGCCUCCUCUCAAUGAGGAACCUAGGUUGGGUGUGUGUGAAAUGAAACUAGAAAGGGGACCAUGAAAGGGUUAAAAAGAGCUAUUAAGGCAGGAGGGGAUGGUAGUGAUCACAACAUGUGACAUGAAAAUAGAAGAGGAUACACUGUGUGGCAAGAA